Molecule: messenger RNA, 2053 nt
Organism: Pan troglodytes (chimpanzee)
Lineage: Eukaryota; Metazoa; Chordata; Mammalia; Primates; Hominidae
Gene: TBX1
Product: T-box transcription factor 1
Exons: 7
Coding region: 80-1585 (501 amino acids)
Biological process (GO): cell fate specification; regulation of transcription by RNA polymerase II; positive regulation of DNA-templated transcription
Cellular component (GO): nucleus; chromatin
Molecular function (GO): DNA-binding transcription factor activity, RNA polymerase II-specific; RNA polymerase II cis-regulatory region sequence-specific DNA binding
Source: RefSeq, a predicted model, not a curated record
CGCGGCGCCCGCCACUCGGCCCGCGGCGCGGGGCAGCGCUCAGCUUGGUGGCGGGGGCGGCGGCGGCGGCCCGCGGGUCAUGAUCUCCGCCGUGUCCAGCCCGUGGCUCACGCAGCUCUCGCACUUCUGCGACGUUGCAGCCUUCACGGCCAGCAGCCUGAGCAGCCUGGGGGCCGCGGGGGGCUUCCCGGGCGCCGCGUCGCCCGGCGCCGACCCGUACGGCCCGCGCGAGCCCCCGCCGCCGCCGCCGCGCUACGACCCGUGCGCCGCCGCCGCCCCCGGCGCCCCGGGCCCGCCGCCGCCGCCGCACGCCUACCCGUUUGCGCCGGCCGCCGGGGCCGCCACCAGCGCCGCCGCCGAGCCCGAGGGCCCCGGGGCCAGCUGCGCGGCCGCAGCCAAGGCGCCGGUGAAGAAGAACGCGAAGGUGGCCGGUGUGAGCGUGCAGCUAGAGAUGAAGGCGCUGUGGGACGAGUUCAACCAGCUGGGCACCGAGAUGAUCGUCACCAAGGCCGGCAGGCGGAUGUUCCCCACCUUCCAAGUGAAGCUCUUCGGCAUGGAUCCCAUGGCCGACUAUAUGCUGCUCAUGGACUUCGUGCCGGUGGACGAUAAGCGCUACCGGUACGCCUUCCACAGCUCCUCCUGGCUGGUGGCGGGGAAGGCCGACCCUGCCACGCCAGGCCGCGUGCACUACCACCCGGACUCGCCUGCCAAGGGCGCGCAGUGGAUGAAGCAAAUCGUGUCCUUCGACAAGCUCAAGCUGACCAACAACCUACUGGACGACAACGGCCACAUUAUUCUGAAUUCCAUGCACAGAUACCAGCCCCGCUUCCACGUGGUCUAUGUGGACCCACGCAAAGAUAGCGAGAAAUAUGCCGAGGAGAACUUCAAAACCUUUGUGUUCGAGGAGACACGAUUCACCGCGGUCACUGCCUACCAGAACCAUCGGAUCACGCAGCUCAAGAUUGCCAGCAAUCCCUUCGCGAAAGGCUUCCGGGACUGUGACCCUGAGGACUGGCCCCGGAACCACCGGCCCGGCGCGCUGCCGCUCAUGAGCGCCUUCGCGCGCUCGCGGAACCCCGUGGCUUCCCCGACGCAGCCCAGCGGCACGGAGAAAGACGCGGCUGAGGCCCGGCGAGAAUUCCAGCGCGACGCGGGCGGGCCAGCAGUGCUCGGGGACCCGGCGCAUCCUCCGCAGCUGCUGGCCCGGGUGCUAAGCCCCUCGCUGCCCGGGGCCGGCGGCUUAGUCCCGCUGCCCGGCGCGCCCGGAGGCCGGCCCAGUCCCCCGCACCCCGAGCUGCGCCUGGAGGCGCCCGGCGCAUCGGAGCCGCUGCACCACCACCCCUACAAAUAUCCGGCCGCCGCCUACGACCACUAUCUCGGGGCCAAGAGCCGGCCGGCGCCCUACCCGCUGCCCGGCCUGCGUGGCCACGGCUACCACCCGCACGCGCAUCCGCACCACCACCACCACCCCGUGAGUCCAGCCGCCGCGGCCGCCGCCGCCGCUGCCGCAGCCGCCGCGGCCGCCAACAUGUACUCGUCGGCCGGAGCCGCGCCGCCCGGCUCCUACGACUAUUGCCCCAGAUAACGCGGGCCCUGUCGCGCUCCCGCCCCGGCCCUGCACAGCCCCGAAGUUCGCCGGGCCCGGCCACCCUGCCCCAAGGGCCAGCAAGGAAUACGUUCCCCCAGCCCCAGGGGCCACCGCGGCUCUCCCCUUCCCCAGCCUCGAAGCCAUGGGGGCCCCCUCGCCACCCCCCAGCCCCUUGGGCUAUCGAAGUAUCCGGUUCCCCAGUCCCUGGAGCCACCGCGGGUCCUUCCCCGGCCCCGAGGGCCAAGGGGGUCCCCGCCCGCCAGUGCCAAAGCGCCCGGUCGGAGGCGGAAGGAAGUGAUAUUUAUUGUUCUCCCCGAGACCGCGUCGCCCGCGGCCCGGCCGGCAGUUGCAGUGUAGACAACCCGAGAGCCCCGCCUGCAGGCGGUGUAGAUACGUGUAGAUACUGUAGAUACUGUAGAUACCGCGCCGGCGCCGACUUGAUAAACGGUUUCGCCUCUUUUGGAA